Messenger RNA from Rubroshorea leprosula, 432 nucleotides. The record is from the annotation of a GenBank genome assembly. Lineage: Eukaryota; Viridiplantae; Streptophyta; Magnoliopsida; Malvales; Dipterocarpaceae.
AAUAUUCUUCCUACUCUUCCCUCCUCCAACCUUUUUCCUCCUCUUUCUCUUUGCCCCUUCUUCUUCCUCCUCUUUUUCCUUCCAGAUCUGUGUGGGUUCUCCCUUGAAAACUCAAAUCUAGGUUCUCUGCACAAGAAAGAACCCAAUUUUUGGUUCAGAGCCAUGGAAUCUUCCCCCUCUUUCUCCUUCCAUAUCUGCGUGGGUUCUCCCCUGCGAACUCAGAUCUUGGUUCUCUCUCCAAGAAUUAAACCAAUUUUCGAUUCUCUAAGUCUUGAUAGACUCCUAUAGCAAGGAUUUGGAGGAGUUCCGAACUGGGUCUGGCCAUUGCAGAAAUUAGCGUAUUUCAGAUCUAAGAAGGUCCCUGAGUUCUGCUCCUCUGGUUUUCCUCUUUGGUUCCUUUUCUCCUACUGCAAACAAAUCCACACAGGUAAA